Phragmites australis (common reed) is the source of this 1331-nucleotide messenger RNA. RefSeq names its product tuliposide A-converting enzyme 1, chloroplastic-like. The transcript has a single exon. Gene Ontology annotation, molecular function: hydrolase activity. The record is from RefSeq and is a predicted model, not a curated record. Bases 106 to 1095 code for a protein of 329 amino acids. NCBI's taxonomy places the organism in Eukaryota, Viridiplantae, Streptophyta, Magnoliopsida, Poales, Poaceae.
CUUCGCACCAAAUAAAAUCAGCAAAUGAUGGCCAUCAUGUGGGCAUGUUGUUGUUCUCCAUCAUUACAUAGAGCAACUCAGCUCAGCAGGUGAGCAUACACUACGAUGCAAGACGCCACCCCAUUCCCAAUGGACCCGGACGACAAGGUGUUACACGACUUCCUCCCUUUCAUCCGGCAAUACAAGAGCGGCCGCGUCGUUCGCUGCCUCAACACCGAGACCGUCCCCGCCGGCACUGACACCGCCAGCACCAGCGUGUCAUCCAAGGACGUUGUCAUCAACACGAGCUCAGGUAUCUGGGUGCGCAUCUACCUCCCGGCGUUCCCCGCCGGCGGGCGCCGCGACAAGCUCCCCGUCGUUGUCUACUACCACGGCGGCGCCUUUGUCGUCGGCUCAACGGCUCAGCAACCCACGCACCUCUACCUCAACAGCCUCGCGGCUGAUGCCAACGUUCUCAUCGUCUCUACCGAGUACCGCCUCGCGCCGGAGCACCCGCUGCCGACGGCGUACGAGGACUCGUGGGAGGGCCUCAAGUGGGUGGCGUCCCAUGCGACCGGCGAAGGGUCCGAGCCCUGGCUCGCCGAGCACGGGGACCUGUCACGCGUGUUCUUGGUGGGGGUCAGCGCCGGGGGCAACAUCGCGCACAACGUGGCGGUGCGCGCCGGCGCACACCGCCUCGGCGUGGACAUCAAGGGGAUGCUUGUGGUCCACCCCUUGUUCAACAGGGAGGCAGGCAUUGGCGGAGAGGCAUCGGUGGACAGGGCACGGAAGGCGAAGUCCGACGCGUUCUGGCGGUUCCGGUGCCCUGGCACGCCGGGGCUCGACGACCCGCUGUGCAACCCGUUCUCAGAGGCCGCGGGCGGGAGCGCGGCGCGCAUUGCGUGCGGACGCGUGCUCGUCUGCGUCGCCGAGAAGGACGUGCUCCGGGACGCGGGCGUCUGGUACUACGAUAGCCUCAGGGCGAGCGGCUACCGCGGCGAGGUGGAGCUGCUCGAAUCCGUGGGCGAGGGACACGUCUUCCACUACACCAACCCGGGGUGCGAGCAGGCGCGGGUGCUGCAUGCGCGCGUCGUAAGCUUCCUCCGCGAUGAAUGAGUGCACGUCAGUACGGGUCUGUGUCCGUGCCAAGCUCCGAACUUUGGCGUGAUGGAACUACUCGGAUGCUUGUGAAUUGUGAUGUGGGGACGUGUUGAGGGCUGUCUACUUGUUUCCGAGUUCUGGUUAAUGAGCUGUGUGAGUUGUGACAAUCAGAACAGUUUCCUUUCUCAUUCUUGUCUCCCGCCUAGUGCGGCUUGACAGUACAUAAAGUGGCGCAAAAUAUCUUUUUUUAA